Taeniopygia guttata (zebra finch) is the source of this 1001-nucleotide messenger RNA. It is a transcript of the gene CHLSN, whose product is annotated as cholesin. The record is from RefSeq and is a predicted model, not a curated record. Lineage: Eukaryota; Metazoa; Chordata; Aves; Passeriformes; Estrildidae.
GCUGACGCCAUCCGCGCCGCCAGAAGCGGCGGAGCGCUCUGCGGCACACGUGUGCCUGCUGGGCGCUUUAACUCCGAGCGGGGCUUCCUAUUGGUCACUGGAGUGAUUGACAGCUCCGCAGCCAACCAGAUAUCGCUAUUCUCCCCGCGUAGCCAAUGAGAGGCAGGGGGCGGGCGGCGGCGCCAAGCGUGGGGCUCGGUUGAAUGUGGCGGGCCGGCGGCUGCGGGAGAACAGCAUUUUAGAAUGCCGAAAAUGAUUGUGGAAAAAAAAGAAAAGAAGGCUGAAAAAAGAAAAAAGAUGAAGAAACAUGUGGCCGAAAAGGAUGAGCUGGAAUUGGAAACCAAACCAAAGAAGAAGAAGCAAAAGCUGCAGGCUACAAAAGAAGAAGAGCUUAUUGCAGAGGAAGAGGAAGAACUUACUCCAGAGGAAAAGAGGAAACUGGAAAGGAAAUUAAAAAAAGAGCGCAAGAAGAAGGAGAGACAGCUGAUGAGGGAAGCUGGAAUCCCCAUUAAAAAGGUGGAGCCCAAAAAGCCAUCGGGAUCUGAGCGGGCUCUGGCCUAUUUAACCAGCUGGUCUAAAAACCCAAAAGAAUGGAAGUUUCAAAAGACAAGACAGACGUGGCUUCUCCUCCACAUGUAUGAUAAAGAGAAGGUUCCAGACAAGUAUUUCCCUAUUUUACUGGAUUAUCUGCAAGGGCUUCAGGGCAAUGCACGAGACAAAACUGUGCAGAAAGCUGAAGCUUUUAUGAAGGAAUUUGAUGGUUCCGAUGGAGAAGACCCAGACCUGCUGGGGAAGUGCGAGCGCAUCAGACAAGUUCUACAACUGCUGUCCUGAGACUAUUUCUGUGUCAUAAUUGUUGUCUGGUGGAGGGAAGGAGAGGAUGUCACACCCAGAGGCUGUAAAGUAUUUGUAAAGAUAAUACUAAAUUUUAUACUCGUCAUUUUUUCCCAUUGAAAAUAUAUCUUGUGUUUUGAGGUGAUGAAAUAAAAAUAGCACGUAUA